AUGGCCGUGCGGUCCCGGCCUCGCCGCUCCGCCGGCAACCUUUACCACCUUCGCCUCCCUCAGCUCCUCUUCCUCCUCCCGCUCGCUCUCCUUCUCAUCCUCUUCCUCGCGCUCCUUCCCGCGCUCCUCCGCGGCACCAACGCACACGGCCGCUGGUGCCUGCCAGCCGCUACCGACCGCCUCCUCCCCUUCCCCCACCCCGUCCGGGAUCCCCGCCUCAGCCUCGCCAUAGUCACCCUUGCCGACGAGGACGCCGGCAGGUCGGGCGGGCGACGGUCCUUACGCGGCGUGCUGACGGCAUCCGAGCGGAACAAGCGCGCCUAUGUCGCGGCCCACGGGUAUGGCCUUGUCUCACUCCCCACGUCCGCCGUCGACCCAGCCGCCCACCUAGCUAGAGCAAGGUCCUCGCGCUCCGCACCCACCUCCGCCACCACCACGGGCUCUUCUGGAAUGACGCGGUGGGUCGCUGCUGCUAAUUGUUAG
Messenger RNA from Miscanthus lutarioriparius, 483 nucleotides. NCBI's taxonomy places the organism in Eukaryota, Viridiplantae, Streptophyta, Magnoliopsida, Poales, Poaceae. The record is from the annotation of a GenBank genome assembly.